This is a messenger RNA of Triticum aestivum (bread wheat), 1026 nucleotides long. RefSeq lists its product as uncharacterized. The record is from RefSeq and is a predicted model, not a curated record. NCBI's taxonomy places the organism in Eukaryota, Viridiplantae, Streptophyta, Magnoliopsida, Poales, Poaceae.
ACUCCUCCCAGAUCUCCUCGUGUUCACCCCCACCCACACUCCACCGCACCAACCUCCCUCCCUUCCUCCACCACCACACCACCUCCCUCCCUUCCCCACCACCAACCGGCGCCGAUCUCCUCCGGCCCUGCCCCACCCGUGACCUUUCUUCCCUCGCCGAUGAGCCCCCUCCCCCAGCCACCUCCUAGCACGAGCCGGGCCCCGCCCCACAACACCGCCCCACCCCGGCCGCGACUACGACCCUGCCCCGUGACGCCGGCCUCCACGACCCGCGACGGCUGGUCUCCAAGGCCCCGGCCCCUCGCCGUCCUCCCGCGGCUGCCCCGCAUCAGAUCCGCGCAUCACCGUCCCGGGUCACCGGCCACUCUUCCCUCUCCUCCCCGUUCCUCCACCUCCUCCCUUCCGUCCCUGGCCACUACAGUGCGUCCCGGGUCGACAGCCACCGUGUUGCCGUUCGCCUGCCUGGCCUCUCUCUGGCUCUCCACCGUCAAUGGGUGGGCGACAAAAAAUUGCAGGCGCGCAGGCUGCAUCUGACGACUGUCAAUGGUCACAUGUGGGACGAGCCCAACCGUGCAGUAUGCCAGAGCAGGAUAGAGAAGUACGAUGGUGUGAACUACUUCGAUGGGAGCAGCAGGGGAGUCGAGGUGGUGUUUCUGCCUCUGGAUGUCGUAGUCGUGCGGUGCGGCUAUGCCCCAUUGCGGCUUGGUAUUUUCCCUUUCUUGCUGAUAGGUGCCUCGGUGCAGUUGGCUUGAUCGAAGAUGAGGUUCGACUAGUUUGUGUAUGCUGGUCAAGGUGUCUUGUACAUGCAGCUCACGACGUGAUGUUGGUUCAGUUCAUUGGCAAGCGAUUCUAUAUCGCGGGCGUGCAGCUCACCAUCGUUAGCCUGGCAGGGUCAACGCAACUGGACCCAGGACAUACGGCUUUGAUUUAGUUUUCAUUUUGUUUUGAGUGGGUUUUAUGUAAAUUUAUAGGGCUGUGUUUGGUAAGUUUUAAAAACUACUAUUUGAUAACAAACUUGGUGGUUCA